CUGUGUAUCCUGUCAUUUGCAGAUCACCUGGCAGCCCUGGGUAGUGCUGCCUAACGUAGUUAGAGACCAAUAUAUAAGCGCUCGGGAGACUGCCCGAUUCCAAGUUUUGCUGGAGGGCCCAGUCUGUCGGGCAUGGUACUUGGGAGAGCGCUUCUUGCGGCAGAGCCUCGGCUUGCUAGAGCAGAUAGUCCCGAUGUCACCUCUCUCGCACAUAAGGCAUACAGUGACAUACACCCUGCAAGAGAUGACCGAUUUCAUGAUCGGUUGGGAUGUCAACUUUUUCAGAGAUGAAGGCGACUACACCAUCCUCAUUUAGGCACAUCUCAUGCGGCCUCUGGCCAGUACCCGGUGAGGUGAGAGAGAGAGACCUCCAGCCACAGCAAGAGGAGUAGAAGGAUCGAGGGUGACUCGGGCCCAUGACGGGAGGGGUUUCCGGAGGGGACAGAGAGCGGAGUGGCCAGACCUGCCCACUACCAUGACAUACCGAGGAGAGGCUGGUGAGACUUAUCAGAUACCCAUCGCUCCUCCCCUGGCUGAUCAUGAGCUCAUCGAAGUUCGAGGCUCGACCACGAUAUGUGCUAUACUUUGCAUUUUGUACAUUCAUUUCAUUUUAGUUGAUAUCCCGCAAAAUACUAAUGACCUCAACACUUUUGCAGGCUUCCAUCAAGUACACUGGGCAGGCUCUAGAGCUGACGGCUUUGGUGAUGGGGAUGCUGCAGAGGAGUAUGCACUUGCUGAGUAUCUACGAUAAUCCGAUACCGGCCACAGCGAGUGCCUCAACGGGACCUUCAGUGCCUAUUUCCCGAGGAGCAGGGAAAGCGGGACGAGGGACUCCAGCGCAAAGCCGGAGCAGAGCUGGACGUACUCAGAUCGGGAGUAGUUCACGGGCGCCUGUCCCAGAUGACGAUGAGUCUGACGAGGAGGCAUUGAGUCCGCAGUCAGAGUCGUCUUAAGAUGGAGAUGAGGCUGGAGACGGCUCGGGUUCAGACUCUGACGGUGGUUCCGGGCCUUUGUCGAAGAAGAGGACGAGGAGAGAUUCCCACAUUUGAGGCGACUGGCGCCGAUUCAGAUGUUUUGUUUUUUGCUUUAUUUUUCUUUUUGCUAGUAGUUUUGCACAUUGUACUGCCUCAGGCAGGUUUUAUGUUCUUUAA
This is a messenger RNA of Camellia sinensis, 1151 nucleotides long. Lineage: Eukaryota; Viridiplantae; Streptophyta; Magnoliopsida; Ericales; Theaceae. The record is from RefSeq and is a predicted model, not a curated record.